AUGUCCGAAGACUUGGUGAAAAUACUCUUGAACGAUAUGAGCGAACUUUACGAAUUAUCCGAAGACUCGGAUACGUUAAUCAUUGUAGGAGAGAUCCCAAACGUAAGAGAGUUCAAGGCUCAUUCUCUAAUAUUGAAAAGCAGAUGUUCUUACUUUCAUGCUGCCCUUUCAAGUACUUGGGCAAAGAAAGAAGGAGGUCAAUUCACGUUCAAAAAGCCAAACAUGAAGCCUGAAGUAUUUGAAAAAAUAUUACGGUACUUGUACACGGCUACUUUAGCAUUGAACGACUAUACGUGCCCUGACCUGAUAGAACUUCUCCUCGCCUCAGACGAACUGGGAAUUGUCUCGUUGAUAAAUUACCUACAAAAUUACAUGUUGACUCAUCACGUAGCUUAUAUUCAACAAAAUUUUAUUCGAUUUUAUCACCUCACUUCUUCCCACCUAUCGUUCAACAAGCUACGUGAAUACUGCCAAAAGAUAAUUUUAAAGAAACCAGAGAUCGCUUUUGAUGCUCACGACUUUACAAAUAUAGAAGAAUCGCUUCUCAUAUCGCUGCUAAAGAGAGAUGAUUUGGAUAUGGAGGAGCCUGACAUAUGGAGUAAAGUCAUUGAUUGGGUCACUACCAAGUAUCCCGAUUUGCCAGAGAAUAUCGCUGAUUGGCCCCAGGCUGACGUUGAAGAAAUUAAGAAGACGUUGAAUGGCAUUAUUCCGUUAAUCAGAUUCGGCGAAUUUCCUCUUCCAACCUUCUUUUACAAAGUCUGCCUAUUUGAUAAAAUAAUACCGCGUGGAUAUUAUAUAGAAUUGCUAGAAAACCAUUUUGUCCACGGACAUAAGCCUCAUAUCAGGCCAUCUCCACCCAGAAUGAGAACGCAAAUAAAGUCGGUUUUAAUUAACAAAAAACAAGCAAACUGGAUUCUCGCUCACAUUCAGGAACUCCUCUCUGAUGAAGCAUUGUCUAACGAUGAUUUGUAUACCAUGACAUUGCUUGGACGUGGAUCGGAAGUGGGAUUCACAGGUACCGCAUUUCACGCCUUGGCUGACAAUAUGGGUCCUACCGUGGUUGUGAUGAAAGUAUCCAAUUCAGAUGAAAUUAUAGGUGGAUAUAAUCCGCUGGCAUGGCAGACAACGACCGACUGGUCGUGGCAUAAAACGUCAAAGAGUUUCCUAUUUUCAUUCAAAGGAAAGACGUUGAAUGAGGCCGCGUAUAGUAAAGUAGUUGAGCCAGAAGAAGCUAUACUUUAUAUCAGUGAUAGGGGACCUAUAUUCGGAAAAGGGAGCGAUUUGAUUGUUGGCAAGCAAGCCAAGGAUUUUAGAGACCCCAACAGUUGCUGUAUUAAACUCGAUAGCUAUCAAUGUGCUAUUAGAGAAAAUGGGUCUUUUGCGAUUGAAGAAUAUGAGGUAUUUAAAGUUAUUGGAAAGGAUCAAAAUGAUACUAGCGAUUCAACUGUAACGAAAGAACAAGCUCAAUGA
Molecule: messenger RNA, 1470 nt
Organism: Paraglomus brasilianum
Lineage: Eukaryota; Fungi; Glomeromycota; Glomeromycetes; Paraglomerales; Paraglomeraceae
Source: the annotation of a GenBank genome assembly